GAGCGAAUCGUGCAUGUAGCGAGCGCACUCGAUGGAUGCUUCGUGGCAUGAAGAAAGCCGGGCAUGUCAUGGUAGGCAUGCACAGCCAUGCAAGCAGAGUCACGACGAGUUGGGACAAAACCAGAUCUCGCCUCUUCAAAGAGCAAGACCGGGUAAGACCACAAGGGAGCCAGCAUCCAACCUUUGAACAUCAUCCUACUUGGUGCGACCUGGUCGACGCCUCAUUCAGUGCUACAGAAGCGAAUCGCACAGGCGUGGUCUUGUCGGCAGAAGGGCUCGUCCAGCCGGCAGCUGCAAAGAUGGCCUCCCGAAGCGCCCCCCGGUCUGUGGUCCGUACCGCCUUGGCUUCGACCUCCACCGCUCGUCAAGCUUGCGCUUGUCGUGUCUCCUCUGCCCCACGCAUGAGCGCUAUGGCAAUUCUGAGGCACUACUCUUCACCUAGCGAGCCGAAGCGAGCCGAAGCUGGGACCGCUGCGACCGAGGCUGGUCCAUCUAGCACACAAGCGCUUCCACAAGCUGCUCCUGCAGGAUACGGUCCGCCUGCAGGAAUCGUCUCGUCAUGCCCAGAAGGAACGUUGCUGAAGGGUCUCGCGUUGCUAAAGGAUCAGCCCGAGCCUGUUGCUCUACCAGACGCCUCUUACCCAACAUGGCUCUGGUCGCUAGCAGGGACAACUGGAGGAGGCUCGGACGUUACGUCGUUGGGUGCAGCUGCCACCAAGGGAGAGCUCAGAAUCGCUUUGAAGAGGGCGAAAAAGGCUAAAAGGUUGGCGGAUGCCAAGGCUAGCAAGACCGGUGCUCAGGCGCAGCAGGUCGAGGAGGUCCCGAAGACGCCAGAGGAGAUCAAGAAGCAGCUUAGGAAAAAGAAUAGGGAACGGAUCAAGGCCUCGAACUUUGUCAAGGCCGCUUAAGAUGGAUCAUCGGAAUGCAUACAUGAGCACACGCACGUCUGGCGAUCAAACAAGCAAUUCUACGGUCUGUUUUGAGCAUGGGCAGCUGUUCC
Molecule: messenger RNA, 1000 nt
Organism: Ceraceosorus guamensis
Lineage: Eukaryota; Fungi; Basidiomycota; Exobasidiomycetes; Ceraceosorales; Ceraceosoraceae
Exons: 3
Coding region: 300-908 (202 amino acids)
Cellular component (GO): mitochondrial large ribosomal subunit
Molecular function (GO): structural constituent of ribosome
Source: RefSeq, a predicted model, not a curated record